Messenger RNA from Micromonas pusilla CCMP1545, 942 nucleotides. RefSeq lists its product as uncharacterized. Gene Ontology annotation, molecular function: glucose-6-phosphate 1-epimerase activity; carbohydrate binding. Gene Ontology annotation, biological process: carbohydrate metabolic process. Gene Ontology annotation, cellular component: cytoplasm. The coding region runs from base 1 to 942 and encodes 313 amino acids. NCBI's taxonomy places the organism in Eukaryota, Viridiplantae, Chlorophyta, Mamiellophyceae, Mamiellales, Mamiellaceae. The record is from RefSeq and is a predicted model, not a curated record. The transcript has 4 exons.
AUGCGCGGGGGCCUCCCCGGGGUGACGCUGCGCUCUUCGUUAGGGUACACCGUGGACGUGUACACGCACGGCGCGCACGUGACGUCGUGGAAGGACAAGGACGGGACGGACAUGCUCUUCUGCAGCUCCGAGGCGUGUCGCUCCGCCGUGUUCAAGCCGCCCAAGGCGAUACGAGGCGGAAUCCCGAUAUGCUUCCCCCAGUUCAGCGAUUUCGGGCCGCUCGGGCAGCACGGGUUCGCGCGCAACGCCACCUGGGAGGUGCGCGCGAUCGAUCGCGACGUCUCGCCCCGUCCUGCUGAGACGGAUAAGAUCAUCCUUCGGCUGUCGGACACCCCAGAGACGCUCGCGCUGUGGCCGCACAAGUUCACGGUCCUGUACGAGGUGUUCGCGGACGGCAAGUCGCUCCGAACGUCGAUGGCGGUGUCCAACGACGGCAUCGAGAUCGACCUCGAGAACGACGAGAACGACCCCGCGCUCCCCGGCGGCGGCGGGAUUCGACUGGGGGGACGACCCAUGACGUUCACGGCCGCGCUGCACACGUAUUUCAGCGUCACGGACAUAACGCGCGCGACCGUGACCGGGUUACGGAACGUGGAGUACUUGGACAGCUUGCGCCAGCGGCAGAAGUUCACGGAGACGACCGACGUCCUACACUUCCCGGAGGAAAUCGAUCGCAUCUACCUCAACACCCCGAACACGCUCAUCGUGGACGACGCCGUCGGCGCGAAGACGAUGAGCGUGAUGAAGUCCAAUCUGCCGGACGCCGUCGUGUGGAAUCCGUGGGUGGAUAAGAGCGCCGCGACUGGGGACUUGGGGGACGAGGAGUACACGCGGUUUCUGUGCGUCGAGGCCGCGGCGAUCGGGACGCCGGUGACGCUGCCACCGGGGGAGACCUGGGAUUGCUUUCAGAUCCUGGACGUGUGCAAGGACCCGACCCCGUGA